Messenger RNA from Gasterosteus aculeatus aculeatus (three-spined stickleback), 4614 nucleotides. NCBI's taxonomy places the organism in Eukaryota, Metazoa, Chordata, Actinopteri, Perciformes, Gasterosteidae. The record is from RefSeq and is a predicted model, not a curated record.
GGAGCGAUGGGGCCAAUCUGACGGGGGGGGUCGCAGCACAACACCUGGCCGCCGUCGUACCUGUAAAUGAUCUGCCUUUGCCGCCUGCUUCAGCACACCUGGCAGCGCAAAGCUAGUCGGACUGGUUUUGGGCUUUACAGGAUCUGAAGUCAAACAAAGGCCCUCGUAGGUUUAUCGACACAGGAUCAGGGCCCAGAGGAACUCCAGCUGGCAGACAAUCGUCUUUCAAGUUCAUCUUAAGUGACCUCGGUGCAAGACCUUAACCCCGUCCUAACCCUCCCUUUCAGCAAGAGACCUUAACCCCGUCCUAACCCUCCCUUUCAGAAAGAGACCUUAACCCCGUCCUAACCCUCCCUUUCAGCAAGAGACCUUAACCCCGUCCAAACCCUCCCUUUCAGAAAGAGACAUUAACCCCGUCCUAACCCUCCCUCGUAGAAAGAGACAUUAACCCCGUCCUAACCCUCCCUCGUAGAAAGAGACCUUAACCCCGUCCUAACCCUCCCUCUUAGAAAGAGACAUUAACCCCGUCCAAACCCUCCCUUUCAGAAAGAGACAUUAACCCCGUCCUAACCCUCCCUCUUAGAAAGAGACAUUAACCCCAUCCUAAAAGCCUCCCUCGUAGAAAGACAUUAACCCCGUCCUAACCCUCCCUUUCAGAAAGAGACAUUAACCCCGUCCUAACCCUCCCUCUUAGAAAUAGAACGGUGCAGAUUUCCAGGUGUGAAGCAUCCACUGGUACUUCUGUAACACAACACAACACAGCUGUGUUGAGGAAUGUUUACCAUUGUGUUCUGCUGCUGUAAAGUCUGCCAGGUGGGGGCUGUUUUGGGGGUCGGGGGCUUAGUACGGUCGCACAAAGCAAGCCUCCAAUGCAUCCCGGCGUCCAACCUGUGGGAGCCGUGCCGACCAAUUACAAGCAUCCACUGUUGUCACAUUGUCAUCUUGUUACAGGGUUACAUAACUAUUUCGAGGCUUUGCUCUUGGCGUUUAAUCAGUGGAAAAGUUUCCAUGAGCUUUACUUUAAUCUUGAAUUCUUUCAUGUUCAGUUGCCGUCACACUGGCACCAUCUGCAAUGAUGAGCUAUAAUUACACUCCAAUGACCAAGUCACAGCUUGUAAACCAUCCUUGCCUUUUCUUUUUUAAAAUACAGAAGGCGUAAAAUACACACUGAGUCCAUAGUGAUAGUUAUUUAAGGGCAGAAGAGCUACACGAAACGUAUUACAACUGGUAGUUAGCAACCGCAAUGUGAAAUGAUUGUCAUGUGAAAGAAAACGGUCAGAUCAAGAGAUAUGCCCGCUUCUUUCUUUCUUCCUCCCUUUCUUUUGUUGAUUAGUGCCACAUAAAUAUAGGGCCACAGUUUAGUUAUUUGCAGUAUAAUUUAACUGCUUUUUCAUGCAAACUUUCAAAAGAGCAAACCCUGUUUGCACACAGAAACAACGGUGAGGAGGAAAGUCAGACUCCUGCAUUCAUCCUCACUGGCAAAACUCAACUCCAACGUCAGUUAUGGCAACUGGAGGGGAAAGCGAAAUACAGAGCAGGAGACUAUUUUUAAAAAUUGAAGGACAAAUAAGGAAGCGUGCUCCUGAGCAGCAGUGAGUUAAGUGGCUGUCGGGACAAAGUCUGACUCAGCAUCCACAGAACGGCUGAACCUGCUGCCAGGACCAUUUUCUGCCACUACUUCCCCUCAGUGGUGGAUGGUUAUUAGAAUGUUCAUUGAUUAGUAGUAGUGGUGUUGCUGUAUUGAUUGGUUAUUAAAGUUCAUACAAUCCCUUAUUACCUUGUGGCCAGCGAUAAAUAAACAUUUCUUUCAUCUUUCAAUUGAACUUCUGAAAGGUUUAGUCAAGUCAUUUAAUUUUCAAAGACUAAAAAUCACAAACUUUCCUCAAAGGGCUUGAAAAUAAUGCUACGCUAAAUCCUUAAAGUAGAGAUGAAUUAAGGAUGCAACCCUUAUCAGUUCACACCCAAGGUCAUGUUUAGCUUAGAUUUACAACAGUGGUGAAAAAAAUCGGUUCACCUUCAAUUCUUUAGCAAAAUACGUUAAUAUUUCCAUUGCACUCUUUCCUACUGUAAAACAAAAUAGGAAUGUACACAACUUUUAGUCACAAAAGAGGUGUGUGUGUGCAAAGCAACAGUCCACUGUAGCUCGGUAUCGCACUUCAUUCUCAUCGAAUUGAUUUAAAUCCGUCUUAUAACUACACCGCUCAAACGUUCAGUUAUAAAAUGGAAUAUGUCACAGUCAUACUUGGAGAACUGUUACAAAUAAGUUGGCAUUGCAUAUGUGUAAACAUGAGGGUAUUGUGACGCCUUUCCAGUACACACUGUGCCACACUAUCCUGUACCAGUACGUCUAUGCCCAUGGCUUGAGAACCACCGCUCAAAGGUGCAAGAACAUUUUUCUCUCAGGCUUUAUUUGGAGGAGGGCUUAAAGAGACAGGCCUUAAAACUCAGCGCUUUAGACGGGUUGAAUGCAAGUAGUCAGCACGAGAACACGGCUUUGUUUUUUUAUUUCACACUUUGAAAGUUUCAUUGUUGAAUGCAAAAAACGACAAACACGUUAUGAAUGAAACCAACACUGCACCCAAAAGUCACUUUGGAUGCUUCUGAUGAUUUUCACUCUUUCUCUCUGUCUGUCUGUCUCUCUACCCCACAUCCCCAUCCUCACCUCCAUGCACCUAACCCGGUGGCUCCAGUACAGGAUAGGCCAGCUGUACAUGAUCAGUAAGCACAGCUGUGAGCAGAGUGGUGGGGGCGAAGGGGUGGAGGUGGUGAAGAACGAGUCAGAUACUCACCCCGAGUACGGACGCGGACAGCUGACAGAGAAGCGAAUCUACCUCAACAGUAAACUGCCGGCAUGGGCCAAAACAUUUGUCCCGCGCUUCUUCUAUGUGACGGAAAAGUCCUGGAACUUCUACCCGUACACCAUCACAGAGUACUCAGUAUCGUACCUCCCCAAGUUCAGCAUCCGCAUUGAGACGAGAUUUGAGAACAACAACGGCGAUAACAGUAAUGUGUUUGGAGACACGCCGACCCAAGCAGAGAAUGUGAGCUUCCUGGAUAUCCUGAGUGACCCCAUCCCUGAAAAGCACUACAAAGAGUCAGAAGAUCUGAGUCGCUGGCAGUCAAGUAAAACUGGCCGAGGGCCUCUGGAGAACGGCUGGAGAGACAACCACAAGCCCAUUAUGUGCUCCUAUAAGAGGGUGCAAUGCAGCUUCGAGGUGUACGGCUUGCAGACCCGGACUGAGGAGUUCGUACACAGAAUCAUCCGGGACAUUCUUCUGGUUGGCCACAGGCAAGCAGUGUCCUGGAUAGACGAAUGGCACGGUCUGAGUUUGGAGGAUGUGAGAGAGUACGAGCAAGUAAUGCAAGAGAAGACCAACAGUAAAGUGAAAUCCAGUCAGAACACACAAUCACCGACCCCCCCACGUCCUGCCUUCUCUCGCUCCAUGUCAGUGACAGACGAGCGUUCCUUGAUGAAGAUGGGAGCCAUGCCUGACCUCUCCGUGCCCAACAGCCCCGUUCGCCUCAACUCCACCCCGGAAUGACACCUUGCACACAUUUACUGUACAGCGCGCGCACACAGGAACCAAUGCCAAACAGAGGGUUUGGAUUAGCUUAGCAUACAGGGAACAGUACAUUUAAAUGUAAAUUGAUCCGCAUACAAGCAUUCUUGUUUAUUUACCCGCACAAAAAUCUAAGCAUGAAAAUGACAAUGACAGCGUCAAGGGGCGAUGCACUGGACACCGUUGUAUCAGAUCAACAUAGAACACCAAACUGUUGUGAUUUUUGUGAAGAUUAAUGUGCAGAUAUAACAUGCUAAUAAAUUAUCUUAAAUGCAGGGGCAGACAGAUAAUAAAACCAUUAGACGUUAGAGAAGUUUAGCUGUUUUCUACCGUAAGUCUUAGUGCUAAGCUAAGCUAACUGGCUCCAUAGUUACAGCAUACAUAGGAGAGUAGUUCAGAUCUUCAUAUCGGAGCAAAAUAAUGCAUUCCCCAAAAUGUCCGGCAAGAUUACCGUAGCAAUAUUACGCAGUCACGCAGAAGAACACAAAUGUUAUGUGCCUACUCAAGAACAACCUUUACUGUUGUCUUGCACAACCUGAAAGCUAGAUGCAUUUCGGCGCUUCUUUUUUUCUCAGUUCAUCAGCGAUAGUUGAGCUCAGCGACCACCAGCAGCGCUCACCGAUUGUUUCCUAACCCCCUCCCAGCAGCCUGCAGACGGAUGCAUAAAGGGUUUAAUAGAGUGGAUCUAAUGAGAGCGGAGGAGUGCGCUAUAGAUUUGCUCCCCUUCCACCUCAACCAAUAGGUCGGACCAGGUGCAUUGACAGAGAGCAGUAAGGGCGUUGGUUCCUGGAUCACUCAGCUGAGCACUUAUAUAGGUAAAGCCGGGGCUAAACUUCAAUUAUGAGUGAAUAAUAUUACAUUUUAUAAGACUAUCAUCUUAAUUAUUUUAUGUAUAUUUGGAGAAUGGGUUUUCCUCACAAGGGAUCAACAAUGACAAAUAUGAAAUGUGUUUGUUUUCCUUACACUAGAAUUAUGUGGAAGAAAUGUGUGGAAAUUAUACUCUAAAGUCUUGUCAUGGAUUUUCAUCCAUAAAUAAAAUUUAUAUCAAAUGAGA